AUGCCGAGGCAAACUUCUCCAUAUAUCGCUUAUAGACGAUUCACAAGAUCGUUUCUUAAAAGCGGACCAUCGUCUGGGGGAUAUAAUGGCAAUAAGGAUCCUCAAAUAAAGUUUUAUUAUAUGAUCUCUUGCAUUGCACUGAAUACGGUUUCUGGUUUAUCCGCACAGGAGAGAGAUGCCUGUCUAAGCUACGGACAUACUUGUUGGGGUGGGCACGGAAAGCGCAGCGACGUCCAGGAUAUACCCGCUACGCGCAUUUUAGCGAUCAAGUCUCUGCUUGAAAAUGGCUUCGCAUCUUCCUCCAAGACGCAGUGGAUUCUAUCCCGUUUGAUCGCCGGACAGCCUAUAUUACCACUGAUAGAUAAAUAUCGCGUUAGACAGGACGGCUUUCGUAAGGAUAAAUCGUACGUCCCACCAAAGUGGAAUCGUAAUAUGGCACCGAUUACUGACGAAAGCAUUGAGUCAAUCAGAAUUUCAAUUAACAAUGAAAACAAAGAUAAUGGAAGGAAAAUUAGCAGCGCACAAGGUACAAUGCGUAAUAUGAACGGAAAACUUGAAAACAGUCCGGAGGUCUUACUCAUUUCACCUGGUGAAUACGAUAAGCCAAUUAACGAUCCUCAAAAGUUAAAUCUACUCAAGCUUCUGAACGAGGCGAAUGGAGGUGCAAAAUAAACGGGAUAUUAAAGACUGUAAAACACAUUGCGACGAAAAACAAUUUUAAAAAGAACAGGUCUUAUCGUCGAAGUGAUAAUGUAAUAAUUCUCUGUAAAAAAAAAAAGAAACGUAUACGUGUUUUCGUAUUAAAUCCCGAUUUGAUUUGGUGCUCUCUACCUAGACGACGGAUCCUCAAUUAGAAAAUUAUAUUCGUCUCUAGCGAAACUCUCGAUGACAUUGCGACUCUGUUGCAAUCGCAAUCACGUCCAAACUAUCCAACAUAAUAAUAAUAAUUGCGCUGACUAUCUCAGCGUUCAGCUUUCAAUUAGCGAGAUUGCAUAUGUAUAUCCACUAACUAUACCAGAUUAUCUGUGCGAAACUGCUUUUCAUUUUCCUCCUACUCUGUAAAUCUCUUACCGAAUAAAUCUGAAACUUUCAUUUUAUAUUAA
This is a messenger RNA of Wasmannia auropunctata (little fire ant), 1103 nucleotides long. RefSeq lists its product as uncharacterized. NCBI's taxonomy places the organism in Eukaryota, Metazoa, Arthropoda, Insecta, Hymenoptera, Formicidae. The coding region runs from base 1 to 672 and encodes 223 amino acids. The transcript is spliced from 5 exons. The record is from RefSeq and is a predicted model, not a curated record.